CAGUCGAGCAGAGCUCUUGUGUGCCAAUGUCUUCGUCGUGGAUUUGCCAAUCAUGCCUCCGAGGCUUCACACGGAACGCUGUUCCUCGACCGAGAAAACAUGUCUGGACACGAACGCAAAGCACUUUUGCUACACACGGUAGCAUAUCACCGGUCCUGCUCAAUCGCGCACGAUUGGUAGCUGCAGAGCACCAUAGUCUCACGCACAAGCUCGCCGACGAUUACGAUGCCAAAGCAGCAAAACGCAUGGGCGAGAUCGCAGCGACCGCAGCAGCCAUCAAAGAGUAUGACAAGGCACAGUCGGCGUUGCAAGAGCUGCAGUCUCUGCUCAAAUCAUCUGAUAAGGAGCUCAGAGAGCUUGCCGAGGACGAUGUUGAGCCAACUCAUCAGACCAUCCAGAAAGCUGAGACCGACUUGAAGUCGAGUUUAGUACCUGUUCAUCCAUUCGCGCAUCUUCCAUGCCUGAUCGAAAUUCGACCAGGAGCUGGAGGCGAUGAGGCAGGUCUCUUCGCCGGGGACUUACUUCGAAUGUAUGAAGCCUAUUGUGCUCGCGUGGGACUUCGGACGAGUCUUUUGAAACACGAGACGGGAGAUGAGAUUGGCGGCGGUACUGGUGUACAUCUGCAAGAAGCCGUUCUCGAAGUCGACUCGCCAGGCGCGUACGGGAUACUGCGCUGUGAGGCAGGCGUGCAUCGUGUUCAACGGGUGCCAGCAACCGAGACCAAGGGGCGCACCCACACGUCUGCCGCGAGUGUUCUCGUUCUACCUUCAGUACCCAAUGAUAGCGGAGGAGAAGGAGGCGAAAACUCCUUCAACGACCCCAAAAGCGACUACUAUGUCAACCCUAGCGAUGUCAAGACGGAUGUGAUGCGCGCCAGCGGCGCUGGGGGCCAGCAUGUCAAUAAAACCGAAUCAGCGGUCCGUCUGACUCAUCUGCCAACGAACAUUGUCGUAGCAGUGCAGGAGUCACGCUCCCAGCACGCAAACCGCGAGCAAGCCUGGCGCAUUCUUCGGUCACGUAUUGCACAGAUGAAGCGGGAAGAGCGGGAAGAAGAACUUAUCAAGCUGAGACGAGGCGCUGGUGCUGGAAAAGUGGGUAGAGAGAACAAGGUCAGAACGUACAACUGGUCACAACAGAGAGUCAGUGAUCAUCGAAGUGGCUUUGAUCUCAGAAAUCUUGACGAUGUUAUGGAAGGCGGAGAGGCUUUAGACAAGAUCAUGGAUAGCGUCAGAGUCUGGCAAGCUGAGCAAGAGGUCCUGGGCUUGGUCGCCGAGGAGGAAGAAAAAGCCAAGCAAUCAACGAUGAAUGGCAAGAAAUAAUGCCCACCGAGGGUUGAUUGAGAGCUCAUGGCGAUGGUCGUGCGGACUGCUGGAAGCGAUUCGCAACACGUCUGAGUGUCAUCAUCGUGCGCUGUACUAGACGGAUGGCCAUCCUACCUCUAACGAAGUGCGUACGCUUAAGUGAACGCCUUGGCACACCGGAGUUUGAUACGAAACACUGCACAAUGCAGAUACCCGCUCCUGGUAUGCACCCGCAUAUCGUGCUGAGGCGAUAGCAGGCCGCAGCUAUCGAAGUUCCUGCCAGGGGCAUGAGGGACCACGUUGUGCUCGCAGAUGCUUGCUCGCGCUGCUGUCAAAGUGUGCUAGGACACAGCCUUAUCUUGUGCUGCAUAGCUGGACAGCAUGUAAUGCUGCGGCCUGUCAUGUAUUCGAGCCUCACAUUUUAUUGCCGCGAAUGUGCUGCACGAUAUGCGAAGUCCGGCAUAUUUGGAGUGCCGCUGCACCUCCGGAUAUGCGAAAACCUGGUAUGACCCACUGCAGCGUGCGCAGUCCACCGCGAGACGCCACUAAGUCAGCCGCACAAUAACUUGAAAAUGCUCCAUUCACGUAUUUUUCUCUCUGCAUCCGCACUGCAUCUCAGAUUUCUGAAACAGCCGCGUAUGGAUCAAGUCCCGACAUAAUUGCAAAUCACAGGAGAAGCCGAC
Messenger RNA from Cercospora beticola, 1984 nucleotides. It is a transcript of the gene MRF1, whose product is annotated as Mrf1p. Gene Ontology annotation, biological process: translational termination. NCBI's taxonomy places the organism in Eukaryota, Fungi, Ascomycota, Dothideomycetes, Mycosphaerellales, Mycosphaerellaceae. Gene Ontology annotation, molecular function: translation release factor activity. The record is from RefSeq and is a predicted model, not a curated record.